This is a messenger RNA of Carya illinoinensis, 1276 nucleotides long. RefSeq names its product probable mannitol dehydrogenase. The record is from RefSeq and is a predicted model, not a curated record. The transcript is spliced from 5 exons. Gene Ontology annotation, molecular function: cinnamyl-alcohol dehydrogenase activity; zinc ion binding. Gene Ontology annotation, biological process: lignin biosynthetic process. Lineage: Eukaryota; Viridiplantae; Streptophyta; Magnoliopsida; Fagales; Juglandaceae. Bases 58 to 1149 code for a protein of 363 amino acids.
UCAUCCCUCCCUCCCUCCCUCGUCACUUUUCUGUCUUCUACGUGUGUGAUAAAAGAAAUGGCGAAAUCACCAGAGGAAGAGCAUCCGGAGAAGGCUUUUGGAUGGGCAGCCAGAGAUUCUUCUGGCAUCCUCUCGCCUUUCAAAUUCUCUCGGAGGGCAACCGGAGAGAAGGACAUAAGAUUCAAAGUUCUUUAUUGCGGAGUAUGCCACUCGGAUCUGCACAUGGUCAAGAGCGAAUGGGAGGGCGCAUCCAUCUACCCACUAGUUCCUGGGCACGAAAUUGUUGGGGUAGCAACAGAAGUGGGAAGCAAGGUGAACAAGGUAAAAGUGGGAGAUAAAGUAGGAGUGGGAUGCCUUGUUGGUGCAUGUCACUCCUGCGAUGACUGUAAUAAUGAUCUUGAAGUUUACUGCUCCAAAAUGAUACUAACCUACAGUAACAUCUACCACGAUGGAACGAUAACAUACGGAGGUUACUCAGACACAAUGGUAGCUGAUGAGCGCUACGUUUUUCGAUUCCCAGAAAACCUACCACUCGACGCCGGGGCUCCACUGCUAUGUGCAGGGAUCACAGUUUAUAGUCCCUUGAAAUAUUAUGGUCUUGCUGAGGCUGGUAAGCAUAUUGGGGUUGUUGGCUUAGGUGGGCUCGGCCAUGUUGCUGUCAAGUUUGCCAAGGCUUUUGGAGCAAAAGUGACAGUAAUUAGUACCUCCCCUAGCAAGAAGGAUGAAGCCUUGGAACAUCUUGGGGCUGACUCAUUUUUGGUUAGUCGUGACCAAGAAGAAAUGCAGGCUGCACAGGGCACAUUAGAUGGUAUAAUUGACACAAUAUCUGCUAUGCAUUCCCUUUUACCAUUGAUUGGGCUAUUGAAGACCCACGGAAAGCUUGUUAUGGUAGGUGCACCAGAAAAGCCGCUUGAACUGCCUGUCUUUCCUCUGCUUAUAGGAAGGAAGAUGGUUGCGGGGAGUGCCACCGGAGGCAUGAAGGAGACACAAGAGAUGCUGGACUUUGCUGCAAAACACAACAUCACGGCUGACGUUGAAGUUAUUCCAAUGGAGUAUGUGAACACUGCCUUCCAACGUCUUGCUAAGGGUGAUGUUAGAUACCGAUUUGUCAUUGAUAUUGGGAACACCUUGGCUGCUACGAUGCCUUGAAGACUAGCUUGAUGUCCAAAGUUUCUUGUAUUGUUCCAGUAAUUUCUUUUAAUUGCUUUCUCCGUUUCUUUUAUCUCUACUUGAACCUUGUCUUUAAUAAAUAAAAGUUCCGAGUUUUUAUGCUGAA